GUCAGCGACUCCCUCCUCAUCACCUUUCCUCCGCUCAGUUUGUCACUGCAAGCACAGCAUGAGGACCCACGCGCUCUAACCCACCACGGUUCUUCUAAAAACUCAUAGCACAGUUCUCUGGACAUAAGAAGCUCCAGCCCAAGUUAUCUGAGCCGGCAGUGAGCAGAGCGUCAUCAGGUGGAGCUUCCUGAGUUUUUCGCAACAGAUCUGACCAUAGAAAACCUCAACAUCUUGUGGAUUUAUUUCUACAAUCGUGUGGUGGAAUUAUGAGUCCUCAAAGGACUAGUUUGUGAGCAGAGAACUCAAAGCUUUGCUAAAACAAUGGAAGCUUCACAUGCUGCCUAUGUCGCUGUACCUCCGACCCCUGUUCCCAUGACACCGGCCGCAGGAUACCUGUUCAGAAUGUUCCGGGAGUACCAGAGCAACGAGGUUAUCGUAGCCCAUUACAACUUCACAGGAAAGUUAAACAAGAACAGGGACGGACUGAAACCUGAAGCCAUCGUGUUCCUCAUCAUCUGUCUGCUCAUUGUGCUGGAGAAUGCUGUGGUUCUUGUGGCGAUCUGGAAGAAUAAAAAGUUCCACCUGCCCAUGUACUACCUGUUGGGCAACUUGACUUUCUCAGACUUGUUGGCAGGCUUCACAUACAUGGUGAACAUCAUAACAUCAGGAGCCAACACGCUCAAAAUGACGCCUGUCCAGUGGUUCCUAAGAGAAGGUGGUGUCUUCAUCACACUGGCUGCAUCCAUCAUCAGCCUCCUGGCCAUCGCUAUUGAACGUCAUGUUACCAUGGUGCGAAUGAAGCCAUACCAGGGGGCCAAGCGUGGACGUAUGUUCGUUUUGAUUGGUGCAAGCUGGGUGCUGUCAGUUUUUCUGGGCAUCCUGCCUAUUAUGGGCUGGAACUGCAUGGGCAUCCUGGAACAGUGCUCUACUGUUCUGCCGCUCUAUUCCAAGAGCUUCAUUCUCUGCUGCAUUACGGUCUUUUCCGCAAUACUGCUGGCUAUUGUGGUGCUCUACGUACGCAUCUUCCGCAUCGUGAAGUCCAAUACACAGCGGCUAGGCUGCGGUCCACAGCGCAAAGGUUUGGCAAGGAAGUCCCAGAAGUACAUGGCUCUGCUGAAGACAGUCACCAUAGUGCUGGGUGUCUUCAUCGCCUGCUGGCUGCCCCUAUUUAUACUCCUUUUGUUGGACUUUUGCUGCCCAGCACAAAGCUGCCAGGUUCUCUUCAAGGCAGAGUACUUCCUGGGUAUUGCUAUGAUUAACUCACUGCUCAACCCCAUCAUCUACACAUUAACCAGUAAAGAUAUGCGUAGGGCCAUACUGAGACUGCUCUGCAGCUACUGCCUGCUGACCAAGGAUGGACAUAUGAAGAAGUUUGGAAUACCCUUCUUGGAGUGCAGCACAAGUAAGACAGAGGUGCCAUCACACAGACUAGAGGGCCUGGAGACAACAGUGUCCUCUGGAAACUUCACACCAACAACUAUAAAAACUAUUUAUCCCAGAAUUUCAAAAACUUGAGUUUUUGGGACAUUUUGUGUCACAGCUUGGCUUUACUGUGGACUGGUACAGUCGUGACUGUUGGCCAGCCCAGACUGGACUGAAAGUGCUUCCUAAUAACAGAACUGAUUACAUAGCUCUUGUUAUUUGAUACCUAAAGAAGUACCGGACUCAGUAACCGUCAAUGGCAUUAAAACUACGGGCAUAAGCAACCUGUCAGACUUUCUUGUUAAGUGAUCUUCUGUAACUGCUGCCAAGGAUCAAACUGAUAGGUGAGGACUUGUAACAGCAAAGCAGGGCCUGUUUUCUAUUUAAAUCAAAUAGAGCUUGAAGCAACAUGCACUUAAGACGAAAAACAACUGUGAGCGAGAAGGUGGCAGCAUUACUGUGACUAGGGCCUUUUGAGAUUACUUGGCACACUUAACAAGAUCUGUUAUCUUUCAGUUUGAAACAACCAAAAACAAUCCCCCAUGGCCUGAAAGCAAGUACAGUUUGUGCGUCGUAAAAUAGUAUGGUUCUAGCACCAUACGGUGCUCUACAGACGGUGCUGCACAAGAGUGAUCAAAUGAACCCAAGCUAUGGAGGCAGCAAAACAGGCAGAAGGUGACUUGCUAAAUGUCUCCCUCCCGUUUUAUGAGCGUGCACUUUCAGAAAUUCUGCCAGUUUCAAUAUCAUGCUAACAAAGGAGUUCAGCACUCCCUUUUUUGGAGUAACUCCAGAUCUUACACAAUAAAGCAUGUUUUCAAAGGCAGAUACAGUCUCAGCAGACUAAAAGGAUGUUAGAUUACUUGACAAGUCAUGAAAACAAACUCAUUUUUAACAUUACAAACUAUCUGUAUGGAAUAAUGCUUUGCUUUUGUAGCAGUCUGGAAAGUGAUUGGUCCAGUGUUUGUAGCCUUAUUUGUUGUUCAGUUGUAAAAGAAACUAUGUAUUGUGAAUAAAGUAAGCAAUAUUUGUUUAUUAAAAAAGUUGUUUUCAAGAACUAAAUUAUGACAUUUUACUCAAGUGUAUAUAUGUACAUUGAUAAUAAAUAUAUACGAGUGUUUAUAUUCA
Molecule: messenger RNA, 2547 nt
Organism: Colossoma macropomum (tambaqui)
Lineage: Eukaryota; Metazoa; Chordata; Actinopteri; Characiformes; Serrasalmidae
Gene: s1pr5a
Product: sphingosine-1-phosphate receptor 5a
Exons: 2
Coding region: 322-1515 (397 amino acids)
Biological process (GO): G protein-coupled receptor signaling pathway
Cellular component (GO): membrane
Molecular function (GO): sphingosine-1-phosphate receptor activity
Source: RefSeq, a predicted model, not a curated record